CUUUCCUGAGGUAACUCAUUUACAGUAUCCUGUGGCUGCUUCAGUGAACCCUGGAACAAAGUCCGAUUUGGUAUCGCAGCCCAUUUCAAUGCUCGCUCGCGCCCAUCCGCCUUAAAAGCCUCGCUUUUUUUCCAGUCGAUCAACAUAGGCUUGGUGAAGUCACGAUCAACAUUGGGUUGAGUCGUGCCAUUGACAUUCUGCCGCUCAUGACAUCGUCAGUGGUUGACUUUCGCUCGAGAUAUAUUUAUUCAGGUCCCUCGACACGUCCCCAGUGGCGUCGCCUCCACGCCGUCGAGGCAAUUCCUGCGGCUCGUGCUGGUAGACUCUUUGCAGCGGACAGUGCUACUCGUUGCAGCAACGCAGCGCACCAGCUCAACUGACAGCGUACCUCGAAAAUACAGUUCCAACAAUUGCUAAGCCUAGACCACGCGCUUUAAGUUCCAUUGAACUAGCGUUUUUCGGUGUUACAGUGUUGCUCACUCGCGAAGAGAAUGUCCGGCGGCCCAUCCGGCGGCACGGGUGCGGGAGGGACCAGCAGGGACGGCAUGCAGAUGCACCCCGACAUGGCGUUCGAGUGGGGCUACUCGCCGCGAGCCGUGCACUCGCCGUCGCGCUUCAGUCGCGACGAGGAGGCGAACCCUAACCGGCUGAAGAGCAACUUGAGCCAGCAGCGCACGCUCAGCCUCAGCGCCGCGCGCCUCAGCCAAGCCGCCGCGGAGCUCGGCUUCCACGCCACCCCUCCCCCUCCCACCUCCGCUUCCGCCUCCGCCCAUGCGCCACACAUGGCGCAAGCAGGAGCGUUCCCCGGCUUUUCUCCCGCGGCUGCUGCGGCGGCCGCGGCUGCGCUCGCAGCGGGCGGGGAUGCUGGCGCAGGGUCGGGUCUAGGGGGAGGUAUACCCGGGGGAGGUCUGGUGCGAGGCGGGUCGGGACUAGCGGGGUGGUCAGGGGGAGUAGCUGGUGCUGGCGGCGUCGGUAGUCUACAAUCGCUUACAGUGGAUCCGUUUAAAGCGGGGAUAACCGCUCGCGGUACAGGGGGGCUAGGCGUGCCUCCCCUGCCCUUGCCGUUGCCGUCUCCUAAAGGCAACGCCGCCGCCGCUGCUGUCGUCAAUGCUGCGGCGGGCAAGCUGGGCAGCCCGAGAGGAAACUUUUCCGGGUCGCGGGCAGCCGCGCUGGGGCACUGGCCGAGACCCGGCCUGCCCGCGAGCAUUCAGCAGCAGCUGAUGAUGGGGGCGAUGGGCGGGGGGAUGGGGGGCGGAGCAGCAGGGGGGCCCGCGGGGGGACUUGCUGGCGGUGGGGGCGGCAGUGGCAGCAUGGGGGCGCUGGGGAAUGUAGGCGGAGCUGGAAUGGGGGGGAUGGCGGGAGUGGCGGCGCUAGCUGCGUUGAAUGGUGGCAGUGAUGGUAGUGGCAGCGGCAGCGGCAGUGGGGGCGGAUUGGCAGGGAUGAACCUACAGACGCAGUUGAGCCUGCUCGCAGCCCAGUUAGACGGCCGAUUGGACGACAACCCCCUCUCGCGGACCAACAGCGCGCCGCCACUUGGCGCGCUGCUAGCCAGCAUCGGUGACGUGGCAGAGCUCGAGAGGCUGUACCGGAUGCUCCCGGAUGCCAUGUCACCAGACGUCUCCACGCACGUGGGCCUCGGUCUGCCGUACCAUGGCCUAGCAGCGGCGACAGGCUCGGCAACAAGCUCGGCGGUAGGCUCGGUGGCAACCAGCCCGGAACGAGAGUUAAACAUCCAUCGGCGUAUGAGCAGCAUGGGGAGUGGCAGCAUGGGUAGCGGCAGCAUGGCGGGGUAUUUAUCCUCGACCUUACCGUCCAUGGCCGCUGUUCUCAGGGAGCGCACUAAGCUCUCCCGCACUAGCAGCUGCCCCCCCCCUGUGGCGGAAGACAUGAGCGGGGGCGCAGGGGGAAGCGGAAUGGAGGAGCGGGGGGAGGAGGGGGAGUCGUCGGAGUCGGAGGGGGAGAGCGGGCAGCAUGGGGCGGGCGCGGGGCACAAGCGGAAGAAGCGCAGGGCGCCUGGUGGUGUAGAGGCUGGGGCGGCGCAGGGGGGAGGCGGGUUUGCGCCUGGCAGGGGCGGUGGGGCCACCAAGAGGGAGCAGGAGGACGAGGCAAUGGAGGGAGGCGGGUACAGCAUGCAGGGCGGGGGCGUGAGCAUGCAGGUGGGGGUGAUGGAGGCGUCGACCCAGGACUACAUACAUGUUCGAGCCAGGCGCGGCCAGGCCACUGACAGCCACAGCCUCGCUGAGCGGGUGCGGCGGGAGAAGAUCAGCGACCGGAUGAAGGUGCUGCAGAGCCUCGUACCCACGUGCACCAAGGCGACGGGCAAGGCGGUGAUGUUGGACGAGAUCAUCAACUACGUGCGCUCGCUGCAGCUGCAGGUCGAGCUGCUUUCCGCCAAGCUAGCAGCCAUCGAGCAGGACACAGCAGAGAUGGACGGCUUGGAUUCGCCCACUGAGUUUUACGCGGCUCAGAUGGCAGCGCUGGGGGGACUGCCAGUCCCCUUCCCCCCUGCUGGUGCUGCUGCUGCUGGGGGAGAAGCAGGAGUGACAGGUGGCGGUGGAAAUGGUGCUGGUGCUGGUGCUGCUCGUGCUGCCGGUGCUGGCGCUGCUGGUGCUGCUGGUGCUUUUCGGCAGGCGUCCCCCUCGUGCUCCCAGUCUCACGACUUCUCCUCUGCAGAUUCGGCCCAUCACAGCCGCGCGCCAUCAGCGUCAGCAUCAGCGUCAGCAUCAGCGUCAGCAUCAGCAUCAGCAUCAGCGUCAGCAUCAGCAUCAGCGGGCGCAGGUCCCUCCCUCCACCCCGACAUGGUGUCUCUCCCCACCGACCUCGCCCGCCUCCUCCUCUCCCGCCAAAUGCCCCCAGGCCAGCCCGGGGCAGGUGUUGGGGGAGGGCAGGGUGGUGGACAGGCAGCAGGGGGAGGGAUGGGCGGGGGGGAGAUGGGGGGGGAGGGGCUGGGGGAGCUGACGAUAGAGCAGCUGCAGGCACAGCUGGACGCGAUGACUGGGGGAGGGGGAGGGGGAGGGGGAGGAGGAGGGGUGCAGCAGAUGGGCAUGCAGUGCGAGUGGGAUGGUGGUCUUGAGAGCAUAGUAGCAACAGCAGCGGCAGCCAUGCCCCCGUCAUCUCAGCUUGCCAAUUCAACCCCGGCAAACAGCCAGUCUGGCAAUAGCCACCCUGCUUCAGCGUCGCCCUCCUGAUCGCAGCAGCCAGGUGCGAGGCACUGAAGGGUGUAUUUGAGAAUUCUCAAGUUCACAACCAUCACGCCCCGGCCCACGCCCCUCCUGCGCCGGCGCCACAUCUGCUGCUAAUGGCCCUGACUAUUGGCGUCCACAUGAUUCGCAGUUGACUCUCCGGCCAGUUCGGGCAGGGUGUGGCAGUUUAGGUCACAUGCCAUGUGGGUUGCGGUUGUUAGCAGAGCAGCACUCCGUGUUUGCUGCGUGAGGGGAGUGUGCCUGUCAAUGCAUGGUGCAUCAUAGGAGCCCUUUAGUGGUUGUAGGGUAAUGCUACCGUGGAGUCGCCGGUGUGGUUCUCGUUGGGAGACUCAUCUUGGAGGCUUACAGGUAGACGGCACGCUGCUUUAGGCUUAUUUAUUGGGAUGUGUAGCUAAAAGUGAUAAUCAUUUUGACACUGAUCUGU
Molecule: messenger RNA, 3627 nt
Organism: Closterium sp. NIES-67
Lineage: Eukaryota; Viridiplantae; Streptophyta; Zygnematophyceae; Desmidiales; Closteriaceae
Source: the annotation of a GenBank genome assembly